Molecule: messenger RNA, 2681 nt
Organism: Salpingoeca rosetta
Lineage: Eukaryota; Choanoflagellata; Craspedida; Salpingoecidae
Exons: 1
Coding region: 93-2681 (862 amino acids)
Cellular component (GO): membrane
Source: RefSeq, a predicted model, not a curated record
CGCACACACACACCUACACACACACACACACACGCACACGGCUCACUCUCCACACCACGCACGCUGUCAUCAUACACGCACAUUGCUUGCAGAUGAAGUUCUUUCGGACGUUGCGGGAUGUGAUGGGCGAGUCGCUGACUCAACUGAAGCAGGAUGCACGCAAGAACGCGCGCACGGCUCGCCACACCAUCCACACCUCAGUGGUCGGGGCGCCUCGCUCCUUGUACCAGUACUUUGUUGAUUCCGCUCGCUUCUACCGCAAGAACCUAGGCACGCUGCGCCAGGAGCUUGCCUCCGGCUUCACCAUCUCCGUGCUGCAAAUCCCGGAAUCCGUGGCCUUCAGCUUUGUUGCGGGCGUGGACCCCGUGAUUGGGCUCCGUGCGACCGUGUUCAUGGCCCUGGUCUGCGGCGCGCUCGGCGCCCGGCCCGGCAUGGUGAGCGGCGCCGCGGGUGCCAUGGCCGUCAUCCUCGCCGAGCUGAGCGCGGCCGGCGGCAAGUGGAACGACCGGCCACGCGACGAGAUUGAGCGUCUCGUGUUCAUGACCAUGAUCCUGACGGGCGCCAUCCAGUUUGGCAUUGGGCUCCUCGGCCUCUCGCGGCUCUCCAAGCUCAUUCCCUUCACGGCCAUGAUUGGGUUCAUGAACGGCCUGGCCAUCAUCAUCCUCAUUUCGCAGCUGGACGCGUUCAAGGAGUGCCCCGGCAACGACUACUCCGUGUGCGCACGCGCAGGUACGCUCAAGUGGCGCUCGCUGGCGGAGGGCAACACGUGGAUGGUGAUUCUGGAAACGGUCAUGGCAGCCAUCACGGUCACGGUGUUCCCGCGGUGGAAGACGGUACACCGCUACAUCCCGGCUGCGCUGGUGGCGCUGGUGCUUGUCACCUCCUUUGAGCACGGCAUCAACCGCACGCUGAUCAAGCUGCCCACGCGGACGGUGGCGGAGACGGCGGACGUGGAGGGCAAGUUCAUCACGCCAGGCAUCCCCGACCUCCCGGACGACACGCCGUGGAACGACAUCAUCACAUAUGCGGUGAUCAUGGCGCUGGUCGGCAUCAUUGAGUCUGUGAUGACGAGCGACGCGGUUGCCGAGCUGCUGCAGGAGCCCAACGGGCCCUUUGCCUCGACACAGGACACGCUGGCGCAGGGCAUGGGCAACUUUGUGUCUGGGCUGUUUGGCAGCAUGGGUGGCGACGCCAUGAUUGGGCAGUCGGUGGUCAACGUCAUCAACGGCGCGCGGUACCGCCUGUCCACCAUCUCCUCGGGGGCGUUUCUUGCGCUGGUGAUUGUUGCGCUGCCAGAUGCCAUUGGCCUUGUCCCCGUCGCCUGCCUCACAGGCAUCCUCUUCAUCAUUGUGGUCAAGACCUUCCACUGGAACUCGUUUAUCCUUCUGUUCCAGCUCAACUGGGCCGACUCGCUCAACAUCAUCAUGGUCACCGCGCUCGCCGUCACCACCAACCUUGCCAUUGCCGUUGGCGCCGGCAUUGUGUGGCGCGCGCUUGUGCACUCGUUUGCCACCAGCUCGCUCCUGCACGUGCGCACGGAGCUGCUUGGGCCGGACGGCAAGCCGCUGUCGCCCGAGCACGCGGCCAUCAUCACCGCCACCGCGCGCCACAUUCAGGAGGUGCCGGAGCCCGCAUCGGACGCGUCUUCGCGCGACCUCCUCGUGCAGCAGCAAGAGGAGCAGGAGCAGCAGGCGCAAGGACAAGAACAAGCACAGAAGCCAGCGCAGGAGCAGCAACAGCAGGAAGAGGGCGCUGGUGUGACCGAGGAAGACAAUGAUGCAACGGCGAAGGAAAAGUCAGCAACAACAGCAACAACGGCAGCGGCGGUGACAGCGACAGCUACAAAACCAGCAACAGCAGAAGCGACGACGUCUGCGUCGGCGGCCUCUGUGGCCAUGCCGGGCCCCUCGGACCUGACCAAGGUGUACCACGUACACGGCCCGCUGUUCUUUGGGUCUGUGACGGCCUUCCGCACGGCGUUUACGCCGGGGCCAGAUCCGCCCCACGUUGUGAUUGAGCUGCGCGAGGCGCUGGUGUCUGAUUUCUCGGGCGUGUCGGCCAUUCGCGCCGUGUGCAAACGCUACCAGCAGCUGGGCAAGAAGAUUGUCAUUCGCGGCCUGUGCGCGCACUCGCAGUCGCACGUGCACCGCAACCCGAAGCUGCGCCCGCUCACACAGGCGUCACGCGGCGGCGGCGGCGGCGGCGGCGGCAGUGCGGAGAGGAAGGAAGAAGAGCAGGAGGAGGGCGAUGGCGUUGCGCUGGUGGGCGACGAUGCACAGCAAGGGCGGCAACAGCAGCAGCGGCGGCGCAGGCGGGGUGAGGCCGCAGAGGGGCAGGAGCAAGAGGAGGAUGUUGUGGGCCGCGCUGUGUCCGCCAUGCGGCCCAUUGACGAGGAAGAAAGCGAGGAAGAAGAGGAGCGGGACCUGGAGCACCUGCGUCUGUUCCAGCCACAGGGUGACGAGUUGAACCGGCCAGAGGUGGAGCUCACCUCGGAGCAGGCCACCGCCGUGCUGCGCGCAGCCGGCAUUGAGGUUGAGGACGACGAGGACGAUGGCGAUGACUACAGUGGCAGUGACGGUGGUGAUGGUGGUGCUGAUGCAGCGCACCUCCGUCGCCGUCGCUCGCGCCAGUCGCGCCAGCUCUCCCGCACCUCGCUCGCCUCACAGACCUCGGUCAUCUGA